UGAAGAAUACUUUUCUUAUUAUUUUCUAUAUAUCUUCAAAAAGAAAAUAAGUUAGCAGAAGAUAUUUAAUCUUAAAUAACCAAGAGCUUUGCUGAACCUGAAUCCUGUAUUCAAUCAUUCAGAAGUCUGGGCCUCUUCUUCAGAUAAAGCAUGGCUAAUGCAGGGGAUGAGACGCUGGAGAUGGCAGCUCUCGGACGACCCUUCCAGCUGGGAAUGCUGUAUGACUGCCGGAAGGAUCGCCUCAUUCCAGGAAUUACUUUGUGGAACCUAGAAGAACUAAAAGGCAGCAUAAAUAAAGAAAACCAGCCGAUAACCGAGUUCAGUGUGAGCACUUCGGAUUCCAUUGAAGAGAAGGCUUCUGCUUUGAAAGUGGACACUUCCCUGAAGGCGAGUCUCCUGGUUGGUUUGGUUAAAGUGGGUGGAGCUGCAAAGUACUUCGACGACAAACAGAAAUCAACAAGACAAUCCCGAAUCACUCUGCGGUACUACACAACGACACGAUUUGAGAAUCUGACCAUGAAUCACCUGGCCAAAGAGAAAGUGUCUCACCCCAGCGUGUUUGAAGACAAGACAGCGACUCACGUGGUCACCGCUGUGCUGUACGGAGCUCAAGCGUAUUUCGUAUUCGACCAGCAGGUAUCUUCAGAGGAGAAGAAACAGGAAAUCCACAGAAAAAUGGAGCUUGCAAUAAGUAAAAUACCUACAAUUAAAAUCAAAGGUCAAGGCUCUACUGACUUGAAGGAAACAGAAAAAGAUGAAGUUGAAAAAUUGGAAUGUACAUUUCAUGGAGAUUUUCAUCUCAAAUCUAACCCAUCAACUUACCAAGAUGCUGUGAAAGCCUACUCAACUCUUCCAGAAUUGCUCGGGGACAAAGGAGAGAACACAGUGCCUGUGAAGGUCUGGCUGUACCCGUUAAUCAAGCUGGAUUCCAGGGCUGCCAAGCUGGAAAGGAACAUAAGUGACUACUUGGUAACAUCUGCGCAAACUGUCUUAGAGCAAUUUAAUACAAUUGAAAUGCAAAGCAACGACAUGAUAAAAGACAUUGUUACCCAAACGUUUCCUGAAGUCAAUGAGAAGAUUAAAAAACUGAAACAAAGUGGCAAUCAGUACAAGCUGAAUUUCAUGAGCAAACUCUCCACUGUGCUGCCUUCCAUCCGCGGAGGUGUGCAAAAGGAAGAGUCACUCAGAAAGAUUUUAAACAAUCACGAAGAGUCCCCUUUUAACUUUAAAGAACAACAUGCUUGGCUGAACAUCAAAAAAAGAGAAAUCAAUACCGUGGGGGGUUGCCUUACUAAUUUAACAGACAUAAAAUCUGUAUCUUCUAUGAAUGAGCUAGACCAGGAAGAAUUAAACAAUGAGACUGAAAAUAUUGUUUGCUUUACCUUCACCUCACUGCACGAGCCAGAACCAUAUCUGGAAGAUCUAAAUAACUACCUUGAAACCCAAGCGAGUAAGAACACUCAAAGUUCAAAUCCUAGUAAAUAUGUCCAUCAAGAGAGCAAGCAAUGGGUGAGCAACGAGACUAAACUGAAGAUAAAAAUGUAUUUGAAGGUAUUCCAGGAGUUAGUGAACAUCAACAGGGAGAAUAAGAAAACAAAAUUCUUCAUAGCUUCUAAGGAAGACCAGGAGUUUCCUGGAGCCUGCAUUCUCCUGCAUGAAAAUGGAGCAUCGAAAUACAUACAUUUCAAGAUCCCAGCAAAACCUGACGUCCCUGAGGUCUGUGAUGUCACCCAUGACAGUGCGACUCUGAAGGUGGUGCCUCCCAGUAGUGAUGCUGAUCAGAAACUAAAAUACCAUCUGGAGUAUAAGUGCAUUAAUCAGAAGGAAUGGGCAAUUCAGUCCAGCACUUAUAAAACAGAGACCCUCACUGUAUCAGGAUUGAAACCGAACACAGAGUAUGAAUUUAGAUACACAGUGGAAGGGAAGUUGGGGUAUUCUGUGAGCAGUGACACAACCAGCAAAGUCAAGACAACAAGACCACCUGCACAAGCCACAGUUUUCGACGAUGAUGGCGAUGACGAUGAUGACGAUGAUGAUGACGAUGACUAUGAUGACGACAACAUCUGCUGGUGUUGUUCUCGGGCUUGUUUUAAUGUGUGAGCGAUACACAAAUACUGAUGCUGCUGCUGUUGGUCUCC
Messenger RNA from Acipenser ruthenus (sterlet), 2138 nucleotides. RefSeq names its product neoverrucotoxin subunit alpha-like. Lineage: Eukaryota; Metazoa; Chordata; Actinopteri; Acipenseriformes; Acipenseridae. Gene Ontology annotation, molecular function: protein binding. The transcript has 5 exons. The record is from RefSeq and is a predicted model, not a curated record. The coding region runs from base 151 to 2100 and encodes 649 amino acids.